AUGGCGCCCCAACUCGACGGUUACUUCAAGCAGGUCGACGACCUCUCGUCGCACUUCAUCGACCGCCUCGCCAAGGCCGUUGCCAUCCCCUCCAUCUCGUCCGACGCCGCCCGCCGUCCCGAUGUCGUCCGCAUGGCCGAGUUCCUCGCUGCCGAGCUCAAGGCCGUCGGCGCCAGCGUCGAGCUGCGUCCCUUGGGCAAACAGCCUGAUAACCCCGAGCUCGACCUCCCGCCCGUCAUCCUCGCACGAUAUGGCAGCGACAAGAACAAGCGCACCAUCCUCGUCUAUGGACACUACGAUGUGCAGCCGGCCGACAAGUCCGACGGCUGGAACACGGAGCCCUUCACCCUUACAGUGGGUGACGAUGGCAAGAUGUUCGGGCGGGGCAGCACCGACGAUAAGGGCCCCGUCUUGGGAUGGUUGAACGCCAUCGAGGCACACCAGAAGGCCGGCGUGGACUUCCCCGUCAACCUACUCAUGUGCUUCGAGGGCAUGGAGGAGUACGGUUCCGAGGGACUGGACGAGCUGAUCGAGAAGGAGGGCAAGGGAUACUUUGCCGAUGCUGAGGCCGUUUGCAUUUCGGAUAACUACUGGCUUGGCACAGAGAAGCCGUGUCUGACGUACGGUCUGCGCGGGUGCAACUACUACAGUGUUGAGAUCUCAGGUCCCGGCGCUGACUUGCACUCUGGUGUGUUUGGUGGCACCGCCCAGGAACCCAUGACGGACCUGGUGCGUGUGCUGGGUAGCUUGGUAGACACUCACGGCAAGAUCCAGAUCCCGGGCAUUAUGGAGCAGGUGGCCCCUGUGACGGCCGAGGAGGAGAGUCUGUAUGAGGGCAUUGCGUUCACCAUGGACAACCUCCACGAGUCGCUGGGCUCCAAGACGACUAUCUUUGAGGACAAGAAGCCCACUUUGAUGGCACGGUGGCGAUACCCGUCGUUGUCAAUCCACGGUGUCGAGGGUGCCUUCUCGGCGCCGGGAGCUAAGACGGUUAUUCCCGCAAAGGUGAUCGGCAAGUUCUCCAUCCGAACUGUGCCAGAUAUGGAAAUCGAGCAGACCAAUGAGUGCGUAUACAAGUUUGUCAAGGAGGUGUUUGCCAAGUUGGGAAGCAAGAACACAUUGAAGGUGUACGCACAGCACACGGGCAAGUGGUGGGUUGCUAGCCCGAACCACUGGAACUUCCGGGCAGCUGGGAAGGCUGUUGAGAGAGUAUGGGGAACGAAGCCUGACUUCACAAGAGAGGGCGGCAGCAUCCCGGUCACACUCACCUUUGAGCAGGCAACUGGCAAAAAUGUCUUAUUGCUUCCCAUGGGUAGUUCUACGGACGGCGCGCAUUCUAUUAACGAGAAGUUGGAUAAGCGCAACUACAUUGAGGGUAUCAAGCUUCUGGGCGCGUACUUGCACUACGUUGCCGAGGAAGUCCAAGAGUAG
This is a messenger RNA of Pseudomassariella vexata, 1431 nucleotides long. RefSeq lists its product as uncharacterized. Gene Ontology annotation, biological process: proteolysis. Bases 1 to 1431 code for a protein of 476 amino acids. The record is from RefSeq and is a predicted model, not a curated record. Gene Ontology annotation, molecular function: metallodipeptidase activity. The transcript has 2 exons. NCBI's taxonomy places the organism in Eukaryota, Fungi, Ascomycota, Sordariomycetes, Amphisphaeriales, Pseudomassariaceae.